This is a messenger RNA of Xiphias gladius (swordfish), 1466 nucleotides long. RefSeq names its product G protein-coupled receptor 84 (gene gpr84). Lineage: Eukaryota; Metazoa; Chordata; Actinopteri; Istiophoriformes; Xiphiidae. Gene Ontology annotation, cellular component: membrane. Gene Ontology annotation, molecular function: urotensin II receptor activity. The transcript has a single exon. Gene Ontology annotation, biological process: neuropeptide signaling pathway. The record is from RefSeq and is a predicted model, not a curated record.
AUGCUGCUGAACCACACAUACCAAACAAAGGAUGACCACUUCUCCUGCUACAGUCCUUCAGUCGUAGGCUACCGGUACUUUGCCGUGCUGUGGGGAUGUAUUGUGACCAUCACCGGUACACUGGGGAACCUGAUGACCAUUCUAGCCUUCGCCUUAGAUCGACGUCUGAGGACUCGCUUCAAUGCACUGAUCAUCAACCUUGCAGUAGCUGAUCUAAUGUACUGCACCAUACUGCAACCCAUCUCAGUUGACUCCUAUCUACACCUCAGAUGGCGCAGUGGUCAGCUCUGAUGCAGCGUCUUCGGCCUGCUCCUCUUCCUCUCCAACUCUGUCUCCAUUAUCACCCUCUGCCUGGUGGCAGUGAGCAGAUAUCUCCUGGUUGCAAAACAGGCUGUUUUUAAUCGUGUUUUCUCUGACCGUGGUCUAAUUUUACUCCUGAUGUCAGCGUGGGCACUAGGCCUGGCCAGCUUUGGCCCACUCUGGCCUGUUUAUGUCUUCGUGCCACAGGUGUGCACAUGCAGCUUCCAUCGUACCCAGGGUCGCCCCUACACCACCAUCCUGCUUUUUUUCUACUUUUUAGUCGGUCUGGGCUGUGUUGGCACUUUCUACCUUCUCAUUUACAGACGUGUCCGGGUUGCCUCACAGGCUCUGCUUCGCUACAGGCUGAGCCGCCGCUCAUCCAGAAAGAAACCAGCCUCUUCAGUACAAGGGACUGUUGACAGUGGUGUACAGAGUGACAUGGCCAAUACAUGUAGCUGUGAGAUAAACAGCCAGGAAGAUCUAGCACAAAAUGAGGAUAAGAUCACCUCCGGAAAGUCCUUCCAAUCUACCCAAGGAUCUGCCACAGCCUUGAAUUCAUCAGCAGCCAAUAAGCCUCCCUCUGAUAUCAUCCCCACACCACCUUCAUCCAGAGCUGCAACGACCACUGCAGCAGCUUCAUCCAACUCAGGAGAUGAUGGUGAAUUUAAGCGUGUGACUCGCAUGUGCUUCACUGUUUUCCUGUGUUUCGUGUUCAGCUUUGUCCCCUUCCUGUUGCUCAACAUAGCCGACAAACAUAACCGCGCCCCACAAAUACUGCAUAUGUUCUGUGGAAACCUCACCUGGCUCAACAGCUGAAUCAACCCUGUGCUCUAUGCUGUCAUGAACCGACAGUUUCGACAGGCCUACCAUGGGCUGCUCACCAGGGCUGCUGCACCCUUCACCUGCCUCUGGACCUGGUGGCAGGCUCUGAGAUCCUGAUUUCCUCAAACUUGCCUACUUUAAACCCAGUAUGAUAUUAUUCUAGACAAAUACAAGACAAUUUACAUUCAGGCAUCAUGAAGUUUUAAGUUGUUUCUUUGUGUGAUUUAUUUAGUAGAGACAGAGAAGGAAAGGAGUAAGGCAGGGUGUUAGCUCUCAUGUAAGGAACAAAAGCACAGGUUGAAUGUGAUGAAAAUAAUAUUAGUGUUCCUUUUGCUUUGUGUUGC